This is a messenger RNA of Mesitornis unicolor (brown roatelo), 378 nucleotides long. Its product is annotated as interferon beta-like. Gene Ontology annotation, cellular component: extracellular region. The record is from RefSeq and is a predicted model, not a curated record. The transcript has a single exon. Gene Ontology annotation, biological process: B cell differentiation; defense response; adaptive immune response. NCBI's taxonomy places the organism in Eukaryota, Metazoa, Chordata, Aves, Mesitornithiformes, Mesitornithidae. Gene Ontology annotation, molecular function: type I interferon receptor binding; cytokine activity.
AUGGAGAUAACCAAGGCCACACAGAAGAAUGUCAAGGUGAUCAUCUAUGAGUUCCUCCAACAGAUCUUCCAACUGUUCAGCAAAAAUCUUCCUGUUGGCACUUGGAAUACGAGCAAGAUUAAGGAAUUCCAAAAUUGAAUUCAUCAGCAGAUUGAAGAAUUAGAGAUAUGUUUGUCAGAAGAGCAAUCAAAAGCAAGAAACAGCUUUCAAACACGGAUCAUAAAAAGCACUACAUUCCGGGUGAAAAAGUACUUCCAAAGAAUCACCAACUUCCUAAAAAAUAAGCAAUACAGUCACUGCACCUGGGAAGUAGUCCAAAUGAAUUUGAGAACAUGUCUUAUAAUUUUUGAUGGCCUAAUGAAAAAACACACAUCAUAA